CUGGAUCAUGUCUGGAAGGAUGCAAGGUUUGUCAUGCACAUUUUGCAUGCCUCCUGACGUCUGUGAUGCAUGCUCUAGCACCACAGAUGUUGAUGUGAGGUCUUCCUGAUGUUGCCUAUACGGCAUGAGAAAUUGAAAUGCCCUGUGGCCGUGGCAAGAAACAUUGGACCUCUUUUGCUGUUCAUGCAAUACAGAUCUUUGUGGUAUCCAAAUAUAGCAUCACAAGUUCUUACAUCCUUCCAGACAUCGUCCAGGGUGGAUAUUUGUAAUGCAUACGAUCUCGACCGGUCCAAUUCUGUUUCCAUGGACGAAUUUCAGCACGGGUUGCAGCGCAUGCACUACCUAUGA
Amoebophrya sp. A120 is the source of this 348-nucleotide messenger RNA. NCBI's taxonomy places the organism in Eukaryota, Dinophyceae, Syndiniales, Amoebophryaceae. The record is from the annotation of a GenBank genome assembly.